Molecule: messenger RNA, 411 nt
Organism: Drosophila grimshawi
Lineage: Eukaryota; Metazoa; Arthropoda; Insecta; Diptera; Drosophilidae
Product: keratin-associated protein 6-2
Exons: 2
Coding region: 1-411 (136 amino acids)
Source: RefSeq, a predicted model, not a curated record
AUGUAUAAAGCAAUUUUCUUGAUCGCGACACUCUGCUUGGCUGGCUGCCUGGCAGCCCCAGCGCCUGAACCUGUUCCCGCUCCUGAACCAGCUCCUGAACCAGCUCCUGCUCCAGCGCCUUCGCCUAGUAUUGGUCUGGGACAUGAUUAUCUGGGCUAUGGUGGAUACUAUGGCGGCUAUCAUGGUGGCUAUCACGGACUUGGAUUAGGAUUGGGCAUUGGCUACCAUGCGCCCAUCAUCAAGACGAUUGCAGCGCCCAUCAUUACCAAGACCAUCAUUGGCAAAAGCUAUCUGGGCGGCUAUGGUUUAGGUCUGGGACAUGGUUAUCUGGGCGGCUAUGGUCACGGUCUCUAUGGGCAUGGUCUAGGCCUGGGACUGGGUCUGGGCUAUGGCUAUGGACAUGGCUGGUAA